This is a messenger RNA of Olea europaea var. sylvestris, 618 nucleotides long. RefSeq lists its product as uncharacterized. Bases 1 to 618 code for a protein of 205 amino acids. NCBI's taxonomy places the organism in Eukaryota, Viridiplantae, Streptophyta, Magnoliopsida, Lamiales, Oleaceae. The transcript has 5 exons. The record is from RefSeq and is a predicted model, not a curated record.
AUGAAUCCGAAAGAGCACUGCAAGGCUAUAACCGUUUGUAGUGGGAUACAGCUACCUAAAAUAAAUGUGAGGAGGCCAGUUGCUACACAAGAAAAUGUACCUACCACAGUUGAGGAGCACUCGGAGGAAUCUGAGCAGAAUAAAGAACAAGAGAAAAAAUUUGAUGAGGUUCCCCAUAAUUUAGGUGCUAGCAUUAACCUCAUGCCUUACUAUAUUUUUUGGAAACUAAACUUGGGAAAGGCAAAUGCAACAUCAAUCUCUUUGCAAUUAGCAGACAUGUCCAUAAAAUUCCUAAGAGAAUUAUUGAAGACGUACUGUGAAGGUCAACAAAUUUAUCUAUCCUACAGAUUUCGUCAUUUGGACAUGGUUGAGGAGGACAAGGACGUGCUAUUGAUAUUGGGAAGACCGGUAAAAUUCAACGUCUUUAAUGCUAUCAAGUAUCUUAUGGAAUUAGAUAGUUUUUUGCGCAUUGAUAUGGUAGAUUUGCCUGUGGAGGAAACUUUCAUUCUUGAGCACCCUCAAGACCACUUGGAAAAUCUUCUUAAUGCACCAAAUCUUGAGCUCAAGCAAUUGCCAUCACAUCUGAGAUGGCCGAGUUGGAAUAGAAGAGACUACUAA